This is a messenger RNA of Rotaria sp. Silwood2, 837 nucleotides long. The record is from the annotation of a GenBank genome assembly. Lineage: Eukaryota; Metazoa; Rotifera; Eurotatoria; Philodinida; Philodinidae.
AUGAAUUGUUUUGAAGAUGAACAAAGCCAACAACAAAAAUCGCCAUUAUACGAUGGCGGUAUUGAAAAUCUACCCUAUCGAAUUGCUGAUAUCAGUCUGGCCGAUUUGGGACAGAAAGCAUUGUCAAUGGCUGAAGCUGAAAUGCCAGGAGUGAUGAAAUUGAGAAAAAUGUAUAGUUCUAAGAAACCAUUGAAAGGUGUUCGUCUUGCUGGAUGUUUACAUCUGACAGCACAAACUGGAGUAAUGAUCGAAACAUUUCGUGAAUUGGGUGCACAAGUUCAAUGGAGUAGUUCUAAUCCACUAUCAACCCAAGAUCAUGUGGCAGCUGCACUAGUUAAAGCUGGUAUAUCUAUUUAUGCAUGGAAGGAUGAAACUGAAGAAGAAAAACUAUGGUGUAUAGAUCAAACAAUCUAUUUUCCGGACGGGCAGCCAUUGAAUGCCAUUUUAGAUGAUUGUUAUUGUUUAGCACGAAUCAUUCAUGGAAAAUAUUCACAUUUGACAACUUACAUACAUGGUAUUAGUGAAGAAACAACAGCUGGCAUAACAAAAUUACGUAAAUUGUUCAAUGAUAACAAAUUAAAAAUUCCCGUCAUAAAUGUCAAUGAUAGUGUAACAAAAUCAAAAUUUGAUAAUAAUUAUGGAUGCGGUGAAAGUGUUAUUGAUGGUAUUAAACAGGUGACAGAUAUCAUGAUUGGGGGAAAAGUAGCAGUAAUGGUAGGCUAUGGUAAUGUAGGGAAAGGCUGUGCAAAAACCUUGAGUUCAUUUGGUGCGCGAAUCAUUGUUACUGAGAUCGAUCCGAUUUGUGCCUUACAGGCAGUAAUGGAUGGUAAGUUAUAA